AUGGCACCAUUACCACGAGUCAAGUGCUAUUUUGACGUUGUCUGUCCCAACUCCUGGAUCACUAUACAGGCCCUCACCUCUCACAAUUCCCUGUUCGAACAUAUCGAUUUCGAGCCGGUUUGUGAUUUCAAAAUUGGGAUUCUACACAAUGCUCAAAUCUGGAAUCAGAGAAGACAAGUACAUAAUUCUAGACUUUGGAAGUCGAAAAAAGAAGUCCCAGAACGGUCGGAAAGCGCAGAAUCCUUGUCAGAUAUGGGAAUCCUUCAAAAAAUUGACGAACGCGGAAAGCAGUUGAUUGAAUGUGAACGGGUGGACGCACCUGUCGAUUGGAAAAAGACGUACAAAUCAGCAAUAUCUCGUGGGUCUGUUGUUCCUCAACUAUUCCUUACAUCCAUCCGAGAACGCUAUCCAGAUCUUUAUGAACCAGCCAUCCAUCAUCUGGGUAACCGCCUCUGGAACAAACGUCUUCCCGUUCAUUAUGGAUGUCACAUGUCCACCGUUUCUCGUGAACUUGGAAUCCCAUUCAAAAACGCUGAAGAUAUUGUGGCUCGUCUAUCGUCACCUGAAAACCGGUCCAUCCUUCAUAAUAAUUGCAAAACCGCAGUGGAUUUCAAGCUCACGGAGGCACCCGGCUUGAUAUUGACAACAGGUGAUGGAGAAACUAUCAAAGUAGAUACAAUCAAUGACAUUUUCGACGAUAACAUUAUGAUCUCAAAGCUAUCAAGCACGUCAUCCAGUUGUGUCAUUGAGCAGAAAAUGUCGGCGAACCGACUUUAA
Molecule: messenger RNA, 777 nt
Organism: Caenorhabditis briggsae
Lineage: Eukaryota; Metazoa; Nematoda; Chromadorea; Rhabditida; Rhabditidae
Exons: 5
Coding region: 1-777 (258 amino acids)
Biological process (GO): glutathione metabolic process
Cellular component (GO): mitochondrion; peroxisome
Molecular function (GO): glutathione peroxidase activity; glutathione transferase activity
Source: RefSeq, a predicted model, not a curated record